CAAGUCCUGGACCAGAAGGACUAAUGUGAGGGGAGGGAGCGACGGUUUUCUGGGGGGCACAGCAGGACCCCCAUAAAGAGCAACGUCCAUGAGGAAGUUGCGGCCUCCUGGUGGUCCUCAAUCCCGCACCCCCGAAGGGGCUGUCUCGCUGGGCGUGAGGACAGGAUCCUGGUGCCGCAGCUUGUGUACCCAAACACCCCCCAACACCUGCCCUUUCCUGACCACAUCGGAGGCCCAGGCUGCCCCAAGCUCCCACUGCGACUACAUCCUAGGCUUGGCCGGGCCCCCACCAAACCUCACCCUGACAGGAGGCAGCCUAAGCCCUCCAAGGUUGUCAGUUGACCUCAGUUUCAGGUGGAGAGAAUGCUCAGUAGCCGGUUGAGCUGAGGGAGGCUGACUCCCUACCGUUCCGAUCUCCUUGGGGGGGGGUACCUGUUUGGGGUACCUAGGGCACCUGGGGUAGGGAAGGUCCAGGAGGGCCCAGACAGCCUUCUCCCUGCACCACACCAGACACCAUACUUCUGGACCAGCACCCUGUGGCCAGCUGCAGAGCUGGACUAUGCCAUCUACGUGACCAAGAAGAACAUCCGAAAGCAGGGGGCCCUCAUGGACCAUGAGAAGGCGCACCAUGACCAGCUGCACAGGAAGAUCAACCACAUGUGGGACCUGGUGGUGACACAGGCCCGAGAGCAGCUGCGGGCGGCUAAGCAGCGCAGGAAAGGGGACAGGUUGGUCGCUGCAUGCGAGGAGCAGACAUACCGGCUGGUGAACAGACCCCCGCCUGGGGUUCGUAAUGUGCUGGAGCAGGGUCCAGAGAGAGGCUCCUGCACUGCCGGCCGAGUGCAGACAAGCUCUGACUUCUAUAAGCGGGAGAUUGAGUUCUCCAGGAAGGCACUGGGCAGGACCCGAGUAAAAUCCUCCAUCUGCCUUGAGGCCCCUGUGGCCCCCAGGUACCUGAAGUUCAGCAACCAGCAUAGCGCGCAUGACCCCAUCAUAUCGGAGUGCUUUCCCAGCAACCCCUGGAUCACAGAUGAUGACACCUAGUGGGCCAUGAAUGCACCCAGCGUGGCUGUGCCCACAAAGCUCCGCGUGGAGCGGUGGGGCUUCAGCUUCCGGGAGCUUCUGGAUGACCCUGUGGGCAGGACGCAUUUCAUGGACUUCCUCCAGAAGGAGUUCAGUGCGGAAAAUCUCAGCUUCUGGGAGGUGCGCGAGGAGCUGCGCUGUGGAGGGCAGGCCCAGGUCCCUGCCCUGGUGCACGCCGUGUACCAGCAGUUCCUGGCCCCUGGCGCUGCCCGCUGGGUCAACAUUGACAGCCGGACGAUGGAGCGAACCCUAGAGGGCCUGCGCCAGCCCCACUGCUACGUGUUGCACGAUGCACAAUUACACAUCUACACGCUCAUGAAGAAGGACUCCUACCCUAGGUUCCUCAAGUCUAACAUGUACAAGGGCUUGCUGGCAGAGGCCGCGAUCCCAUUGGAGACAAAGAGACGAGUUCCCAUUUAUGCGGAAGCCUCGGCAUUCAAGCCCCAGCCCAGCUCUUCGUCCCACCUCUGGGGAACCUCCAACCACCAGCCGUGCUGCAGAUGUAAAGGCUGCCCCUUCCGGGAAGGGAAUGGCCCAGCUGCUGAGUCACAGGGAGGGGCUUUUAUCGGCCAGAGGAUCUAUUGCUGGCAGGAUGGUAAGGCCAAGGCACACGCACUUAUCCAUGGACAUGUGCAGGUCUCUGGGCAGCCUGCCCCGUCCAGGAGAGCGCCACAUCGCCCCCGGGACCCGGGUCCUGCCGAGGCACUCGGGGUGGCUGCACACUCAUCAGGAGCCUGUGCCCGGCAGGCGCUCUCUCCCUGUACACCCCUCGUACCCAUCCAGCAUCCAUCUGAGCCGCAGCUUCCCCACCGGAUUUGUGCACAGACGACUGCACCUUGUUGCCCUAACUGUGAGGCUCCAGGUCCCUGCAGGGAAGGUCUUUGCCAGGGUGGCAGAGCCAGAAUCCUGUCUUCUUACCCAACCUUUCCUGGGGGGCACCAGCAUCCCUGGCGCUGCCUGCGUGUCCUCUAUUCUUCUAGACUAGAUGAAGUUACAGGCCAGCUUCUUUUGGGGUCCACCUCAACCACAGGGAUGCCUCUGGCACAGAAGUAACACCCUCCCACAUCUGCUUCUGGCAUAGAAAUAAAAGACUCUUGGCCCUCGCCCUGAGCCCAUUCUGCUUCGGGUCCAGUUGG
This is a messenger RNA of Fukomys damarensis (Damara mole-rat), 2219 nucleotides long. It is a transcript of the gene Rgs11, whose product is annotated as regulator of G protein signaling 11. The record is from RefSeq and is a predicted model, not a curated record. Gene Ontology annotation, biological process: regulation of G protein-coupled receptor signaling pathway; G protein-coupled receptor signaling pathway. The transcript is spliced from 14 exons. Lineage: Eukaryota; Metazoa; Chordata; Mammalia; Rodentia; Bathyergidae.